AACUAAGAUGAAUUGAGUUCUAUCAGUCUGGAAAAGGUUAUAAAGCCAUUUUUAAAGUUUUAGGAGUCCAGAGAACCACAGUGAGAGCCAUUAUCAACAAAUGGCGAAAACUGUGAUAAAUGGAACCAUGAAUUCUGCUGUCUACCAAGAAAUCCUGAAAGAAAAUGUCCGGCCAUCUGUUCGUGACCUCAAGCUGAAACAAACCCGGGUUCUGCAGCAGGACAAUGAUCCAGAACACAACAGCAAGUCCACUUCUGAAUGGCUGAAGAAAAACAAAAUGAAGACUUUGAUGUGGCCGAGUCAAAGUCAUGACCUGAAUCCGAUUGAGAUGCUGUGGCAUGACUUUAAAAAGGCACUUCAUGCUGGAAAACCCUCCAAUGUGGCUGAAUUACAACAAUUCUGCAAAGAUGAGCGCGCCAAAUUUCCUCCACAGCACUGUAAGAGACUCAUUGCAAGUUAUCGCAAACACUUGAUUGCAGUUGCAGUUGCUGCUAAGGGUGGCCCAACCAGUUAUUCGUUUUAGGGGGCAAUCACUUUUUCCCACAGGGCCAGGUAGGUUUGGAUUUUUUUCUCCUUUAACAAUAAGAAGUUUCAUUUAAAAAACAUUUUGUGUUCAGUUGUGUUGUCAUUGACAAAUUCAAUGAGUUUGAUCUGAAACAAGUGUGACAAACAUGCAAAAAAGAAAUCAGGAAGGGGGCAAACACUUUUUCACACCACUGUAUUUCUUGAACAUGUACUGCAGGUUUGUAUCUGUGUUGAGUGAAUGGUUGUUUCCCAGCAUUUACAUUGACAUCAGUUAUCAUACUAAGUGGCUGUGAAUAAUUGAACUGGAAAUUCUGGUUGGAUGCAGUUUUUGAAAUGCAGUUUUUAUCUUUUUAAUGACAUGUUUGAGUGCUCUCUGAACAAAAAGUUUUUCAAGUUUUAUCGUGGAAUCUAGCAAGACCUGUGGUCACAUUUAACAAUGCAUUUUCACUUUUUUGUGUUUAAUGGUAGUGGUUUAAUGGAGGGUUGCUACCCUCAGCUCAUCAAGGAAGUACAUGCUGGUUUAUUUUUAUCCCAGUCUCAGGCUCUCAUGCUCUUCGGGUCUCUCCGCCACACCCUCUGCCUCUCUCUCUCUGGUUCUCUUGCUCUCUCUGUGCUUUUGUCGCUAAUACAGGAAGACUUAGUGAAAGCAUAGCAGAUUAACAUGACAAACAGGAGAGCGAGCAUGGCUGGAUAGAUUACUUCAGAUUUUACAGAACAGCCUCGGCCUGGGGAGGUGGACCAUUGGGUGACCAUCAUCACAAUUUGGCUGCUGUUAUGUCUUCUGCACUGACAGCUGACCUUCGAAAUUCGAGCUCACUGUCAGAGAAGACCACACACAAGGCACUGGUGCAAUCACACAUUCAACAAUUACAUCCCAGAAAAUGGAUUUCUUUUUCCAACGUCGUAUCCAUCGAUGGCAAAAGAGACAGAAGUACCCUGCUGCCGUCUGUCAGCCCGGUCCUGCAGUUCCGACCAGUAAAGCCAGGAGGCGUUCUAGUAUCGGCCUGCCCUCUGUGGCGCUACGAGAAAGCAGACGCUCCACUAUUGGCCUACCCCCGCUUCCAUGUGAAAGACGUCCAAGUGUUGGCAUUCUGGUUGCCAUCGGACAGAAGCGACAGUCCAUUGAAGAUGUGACAUUUACUAACUCAAGCAAAUCAGCUGAAGAAACUGGAUCUGAGAGAGCAGAUCUAUCUACCAAAAAGGAGAGGACGGCAUUUCAAUACAAGUAUAACAAUGCUGACCGUUCUUCCAUAACCUUCUCUGGCAGACAUCGAAGACUGGCAGUGCGAUACCGCCACCCUUCCAAAGUCAAGUCAAUUGAGCCACAUUUGCUUGGUUCCUCCAUGUUACUUGCAAGUGUUGCCCAGAUGGGCAGAUGUGCAAAAGAAAAGCAAAGGGAAGAAUUGGAUGUCUCACUAUGUUCUUGUUCUGGUUCAGAUAGUGAGGACACUUGUGUACAGGAUCUGGAGAGCAAAACUGGUAGAAUUACAGAUGCCAGGCCCACAUCUCAGACACAGUUUACUCAAGCGCUUGUGAUGGAACGCAUGAAACCCUGGCCAUUCCUCCGAGCUCCUCGCUGUCUAAGACGGAACUCCUCCCAUCUCCUCACAGCUGACGCCAUUUGUGGGAGUAGCAAAAUGCAUUAUGGGCUACAUGGUCGCUAUUAUCAUCGACGGUUGAGUCAAGGUCCUCGAACUUCUACCAGCAUCUGUCUUGGUCAGAUGGCCUCCGUAGAUCUGCGAUGUGAUUCCAGGGUACCCCACUCUGAACCUACCCUCCUGAGAAGCAGUUCUUCACAUCUUAGCGGAUCGAGGAAGUUGACAUACUAUGAUCCUUAUCUGGAAACCUGGGAAAACUUCCUAUCGAAAGCAAUAGCAAAAUCUGGCUUGCGCCACCUGCCAUGUGAGCCCAGUACAUCAUCUUUAAACCGACCAGAUCCAGAAGUAAAUAUCCGCAGCACUGUUGACUGGACCGAGUCUGCUCAGUAUGGAGAUCAUAUCUGGUUUGAGACUAAUGCUUCGGGAGACUACUGUUAUGCAGGAGAACAGCACUGUAUUGCCAGAGCACUGCAAAAGUCAGUCAGCCGGAGAAAGUGUGCUGCCUGCAAGAUAGUCGUCCAUGCAGUGUGCAUUGAACAACUGGAGAAGAUCAAUUUCAGAUGUAAGCCAUCUUUCAGGGAAUCUAGUUCCAAAAACAUUCGAGAGCCCAACGUGGUACGUCAUCACUGGGUGCAUCGAAGAAGACAAGAGGGAAAAUGUAAACAAUGUGGCAAGGGCUUCCAGCAGAAGUUUGCUUUCCACAGUAAAGAGAUUGUUGCCAUUAGCUGUUCCUGGUGCAAACAAGCGUACCACAACAAGGUCUCCUGUUUCAUGUUGCCCCAAAUUGAGGAGGUUUGUCCAAUAGGAGCUCAUGCUGCCCUCAUAGUUCCACCUUCAUGGAUUGUUCGAGUUCGACGUUGCCAGGCGGCCAUGAAGACAAGUAAGAAGAAGAAAAGAACAUCAUUCAAGAGAAAAAGCAGUAAAAAAGCUUCUGAGGAUGGACGACAGUGGAAGCCCUUCAUUAUCCGGGCCAUCCCUUCCCCAUUGAUGAAACCACUGAUAGUGUUUGUAAACCCCAAAAGUGGAGGAAAUCAGGGCACUAAGAUCCUUCAGUCCUUUAUGUGGUAUCUGAACCCAAGGCAGGUGUUUGAUCUGAACCAGGGAGGACCAAAAGAUGGUUUGGAGCUGUAUCGUAAAGUUCAUAAUUUGAGGAUUCUGGCUUGUGGAGGAGAUGGAACUGUGGGAUGGAUCCUGUCCUGCCUUGAUGAACUUUCAUUGAAUCCUCAACCUCCUGUCGCAGUCUUACCACUUGGGACAGGAAAUGACCUUGCUAGGACUCUCAACUGGGGAGGGGGAUAUACAGAUGAACCUCUGUCUAAGAUCCUGUCUCAUGUUGAGGAUGGAGCUGUGGUGCAACUUGACCGGUGGAAUCUACAAGUUGAGCCCAACCACAGUGCAGGGGCUGAGUUGGAUGAGCAGCAAACUGAUAAGCUUCCCCUAGACGUGUUCAACAAUUACUUCAGCCUCGGAUUUGAUGCUCAUGUGACCCUAGAGUUUCAUGAGUCAAGAGAAGCCAACCCGGAGAAGUUUAACAGUCGCUUCAGGAAUAAGAUGUUCUAUGCUGGGACAGCAUUCUCAGAUUUCCUGAUGGGGAGCUCCAAAGACCUGUCUAAGCACAUCCGAGUGGUGUGUGAUGGGACGGAUUUAACAUCAAAGGUUCAGGAUUUGAAGCUGCAAUGUCUGGUCUUCCUCAACAUUCCCAGGUACUGUGCAGGCACUACCCCUUGGGGAAAUCCAAGUGAGCACCAUGACUUUGAACCACAGCGGCAUGAUGAUGGAUACAUUGAGGUCAUUGGUUUCACCAUGACGUCACUGGCUACCCUCCAGGUUGGAGGUCAUGGCGAGCGCCUGAAUCAGUGUCGAGAAGUAACCCUCACCACGACAAAACCUCUUCCUGUACAGGUUGAUGGGGAACCAUGUAGACUUGCUCCCUCUAUCAUCAACAUCAGCCUCAGAAACCAAGCCAACAUGGUCCAGAAGACCAAACGGCGGACAUCCCUGCAACAUCUCAAUAACCAGCAGCCAGUCCCAGAGAAGCUGCGGCUUCGAGUCAGCAGAAUCAGCAUGAGUGACUAUGAGGCUCUGCACUACGACAAUGACAAAUUACGGCAAGCAUCCAUUCCUCUGGGAUUGAUUGUGGUUCCUGGAGACAGCGACUUAGAGACAUGCAGAGAACAUAUCCAGCGUUUACAUGAGGACUUCUGUUCUAUCCAUUCACCUUCAAGAUGUGUGGGACUGCAGGAGGACACUGCCAAGAUGAAGAAUCUGUCCUCACAGCGAUUGUCCCCAAAGUGGUGUUUCCUUGACUCUACAACAGCUGAUCGUUUUUACAGGAUAGACAGAGCACAGGAACAUCUCAACUAUGUAUCUGAAAUCUCUCACGAGGAACUCUUCAUCCUUGACCCUGAACUGGUGGUGACAAUGACUGUUGGCACAUCGCCAACUGCCGUGCCUGAUCUGGUUCAUCCUUCAUCCAACAUUGCGAACAACGGGGAAAGCAGCUUGAGUCAGACCUCCAAUGAUGUGUUUGUCUUUCCCGUGGCUUCAUCUCUUCCUCUAUCAUCGUCUUCUUCUCCCAAGGUCUCCAUCCUUGAAGGACCCAUCCGAUGCAGUCAACGAAGGCUGGGUCCUAAUGAGAGUCCUCCAGUCGUGGCUGAAGCGAUGUGAUGGUCUGGCCUUCGGAAAAUGAGUUGGAAAGUUGUAACAAAAUAUGAAAUAAUGGAAUCAAAGUUGUUGUUUUCUAUUUAUUUUGGGUUUGUGUGUCACUGGAAAGCGAAGAACAGAUCUGUUGGCAGAUUUAUCUCCAGCUCAGAGAGAAACCUUGUAUUAUUAUUAUUAUUCACUAUUUAUUACUUCUAGCUAGUUAGCCCGUUUGUACAGCACUUUGAUGGACAUGGUUAUAUAUACAGUACAGGUAAAAUUGGCUUUCUGUAGAUUUGAGCAUUAAGAGCUUGUGUGAUUAGCCACAGGUUAUGUAUUUGUGAAUCCAUCCAUCCAUCUUCUAUGCCACUUAUCCUCACUAGGGUCAGGGGGGCAUGCUGGAGCCUGUCUCAGCUGACUUCAGGCGAGAGACGGGGUACACCCUGGACUGGUCGCCAGUCAAUGGCAGGGCACAUAAAGACAAACAACCAUUCACACUCACAUUCAUACCUAUGGACAAUUUAGAAUCACCAAUUAACCUAACAUGCAUGUUUUUGGAAUGUGGGAGGAAACCAGAGUACCCGGAGAAAACAUGCAAACUCCACACAGAGAUGCCCAACAGAGAUUCUUCCCCGGAUCUUCCCCAUCUCCUGACUGUGUAGCCAACAUGCUAACCACUAGGCCACUGUGCGGCCAUUAAAAAAAAAAGUUAACAUAUCAGUAUUAUAUAUUAUUCAUUUAUGUCAUAACUAUAGGGUUUGUGAUUCUCUUUAUUAGGCAAGUCAAAGCAUUUGACAUAUUUAUUUAUAUAUUUAUUUAUUAAUUAAUAGGCGUGUCACCAUACACUCAGCUCAUGAGACGAUACCGGUUCACGAGAACGAGAAAAGACGAUAUUUUAAGAUUACUUUUAAGAAAACAAUGCAGGUACAUUUUGAAAUAUUUUAUAACUUGGCAUGCAUGACAUGCAUGUUUUAACUGUUCAACUACUUUCCACAAAUAAAACUAAAAUUAUAAAAGUUGAAAUAAUGGUGGCAGGUGUAGCUGCUGCUACAAAUCAUUUAUGUUGAUAUGUAGGUAUGUAAAGACACUCGUUAAACAGUUUGCAGUCGGUUAGUUUUACAUUUACGCUAAAAUAACAACAGUUCCCAUGAUGCUUAGAAUGAUGAAACAGUAAGUGGUGCAUUUCCAAUAGUCAUAUACAGCAGUUGCGUUUUUAUUUACAAAUCUUAAGUAACUUUGAUCAAAUGUAGAAUUACUACAGCUUCUGCUUGGACAUUAACACUGCGGUAGCUGUUGAAUUCCCAUGAAAAAAAUCAAACACGUGUCAUGAGCAAAAAAGAGACGCUGGGAACGGCAAGUGCAGGCAGGAUUGUGGUUCCAAUCGUACCUCUCACAAUGCCACUUCCAUAUUACAUACUGUGUAUUAUCAUUCAUAGCAGUGAUGCCAUAGCUCACAGUCUGAUUGGCUUAACUUGGCCAAACUUAAUUUGGCCUAACUUGCACUGCAUAGUCAGCCAUAGAUGAAGUGUUCGACAUGACAGAGAAAAAAAGUUCUCCUUACGUACGGAAUUAGCAUUGUCCUUCCCCACUCAAUUUCAAAUCCUUUCUUAAAAGAAAACUGCACUUUUUUAAAAAAUUUGCCCAUCCACAAUCCUUAUAUGAGACAUGAACACUCAUGUCUUGCAAUUAGCUAAAAAGAGGCUCUAAUUGAUGCACAUAAUGGGACACACCUGUCCGCCUAGAAAGCCCGCUAUUAAAACACCUCCAAAAACCUCUGACAACGUUUUAUAUACCAUUGAUUUAACAUAGCAACAUAGAAACGAACACUACACCUAGCGUUAACGUUUACAAAAACAAAAACACAACAGCAGUGGCGGCAGCUUCAGUAGGUAGCCUUACCUUUCAGUAGUGGGGCAUUGUGAGUGCGGCACUGACGCACUGCGGGCAAGAGUGUGGUGAAGUUAGUCGCUAGCCAGCUCGUAGGUAGCCGGUGUGGUGUGGUGAGGUGUCACUACGGCAUUAAAAUAGUUCUUCGGUGUAACAAUGUCAAUAAUAAUAAUAACAAUGUCGCUAUAGCUUGGUUAAUAUGCAGAUCACAUUAUGUAAAUGGAGAGUUGUUGGCGGUUUUUGGAGGUUUUUUCAGAAGGCUUUAUAGGAAGAAUAGGUGCAUUACGUGCAUUGUUAGCUGCCUCUUUUUAGUUGUUUUUAUAUCUUAAGAAUUCACAGAAAAGAGAAAGACGUGUGUUCAUGUCUCACAUAAGGAUUAUGGAUGAUGGGCAAAUAAAAAAAAAAUUGCACUUUUCCUUUAAGUUUAUAAUAAAUAAAUUAGAGGCUAACUAGUUAGCUCGGUAGUUUGCUAUGCUCAAAGCGGCGGCCGUCUCUUGUGUUCCUAAAGAGAUCCCGUAGCCUGCUUGUAAGAGUUGCGCAAUGUGGUGUAAACAAAGCCAGAAGUAAUGCAGCAGCGUCCAUUAUUUUACUUAUGUACGUGUGCGCCAGAUGCAAGUCAAACUGGAUGCCAACCUCAAUCAGGUGACAAAUGUCAUAAUGAGGAUGGAUGAUAAGUUGACGUCGAUCUUUUCUUUUUAAUGCCAUGCGAUCAACCCAAAGAUACUACAACAUGAAACUUUCCUAAUGCUAUUGUUGAAUUAUGUCUUAUCGCUUAUCAUGUAUACUAUAUUAGGUAAUAUGAGUGUAAAGGUGACUCUAGGGCUGUUAUGUCAUAAACAGGUGUUCUAUGCUCUAACUACAAAAAUAUCCCAUUCAUUAAUAUUGAAUCUUACUUUGUUGAAAUUAUCACAGUCGGGUCUGGAACCAAUUAACUGUGAUAAACAAGGGACGACUGUACAUCUUUUGAGUUCGAAGUCAAAUAUUUCAGUCUACAGCAAAAAAAAAAAGGAAUUGGCCUCACUGUUCCAAUAGUUCUGGAGAGCACUGUAUUAUAAAGAUAACUAACAUUUUAUGCACAUCCAGGAAAGAAUAUAAUUAUAAUAUAUUAGACAUGAGAGCAAUAAGGGGCAUAUUAAACAAUAUUACUGUAUCAACAACGACUAUCCUCAAUUGAUGGAGGUGCUGAACACAACAAAACAGACCAUGUCUUCUCUUGUCUCUGUAAAAUCCUGUGGAUAUUUGUAGGCUUUGUCAGUGGAGUGAUCCUGUUGAGCUUUCAUGUGAUGUGAUGACGUCUUCCGUUGUUCUAAUAACGCCUUCAUCAGUAAUUACUGGAACUAUUGUUUUACUGAAGAAAGUGCCAGUGAUGAACAAAAUACGCAUAAUACUAUAAGUAUUACAUGUCAUCAUGAAUGUACCUGUUAAUACAUGGUCACAGCAUAUAAAACCAUAAAACCUUGUUGGAGGUUUUUGUUUUAAUGGCGGUCUUUGUAGGCGACAUACUGUAGGUGGGUCCCGUUACGAACAGUAAAAGAGAGUUCCAGCUGUCUCUUUGUAUCUGUUUUUAUAUCUUUAGAACAAACAGAAAAGAUAAAGACAUAUGUGUUUAUGUCUCAGGUAAGGAUUGUGGAUGAUGGGCAAAAUUCCCAAAAAAGUGCAGUUUUCCUUUUACUAUCUGCGUCCUGGGACUCCUGGAUGGGAGCUUGUCUUGUUUUGGAAUGGUUAUCAGUUAGCCUGACUUGCUAGCGACAGCCUUACGGCAGUCGUUUCCCAGCUCAUGAUUUCAAGCUGAGAGUGUCAGCAGGCAAUCCUAUGAGCAUGGUAAAGAUCUGUCAUUAGAAAAAGUGCCAUAAUAGUCCCCAACUCCAAUAACAGUGUUAGUCAUCAACAGGAAGUGAUGUCAACUAUAGUUAGCUUUGCUGUAGACCAAAGCUAACAUGGUCUUCAGUCACACUAGGAAGAAAAAGACCACCCUGGAAUUCAGUUGUUCAUCUUACAGAGGAUUGGUCGGGCAUUGAUAAUUUAUAGCAUAGGACUAACAACUUCUCAUUGAAUGGGAAAAUAAUUAGCAGGAAGGUAUUACAGAAACGCUGUUCUUUAUUAUUUCUUCUAUUUUCACUUCCUGUGAUGGCCUUGUGUCACAACACCUUAUAGUGUAUGUAAACCUGGGCUACUUAACCAGUCCGUGUUACCA
This is a messenger RNA of Dunckerocampus dactyliophorus (ringed pipefish), 8844 nucleotides long. RefSeq names its product diacylglycerol kinase zeta-like. The transcript has 30 exons. Lineage: Eukaryota; Metazoa; Chordata; Actinopteri; Syngnathiformes; Syngnathidae. Gene Ontology annotation, molecular function: ATP-dependent diacylglycerol kinase activity; protein binding. Gene Ontology annotation, biological process: regulation of synaptic transmission, glutamatergic; lipid phosphorylation; intracellular signal transduction. Gene Ontology annotation, cellular component: nucleus. The record is from RefSeq and is a predicted model, not a curated record. The coding region runs from base 1407 to 4790 and encodes 1127 amino acids.